AUGUAUGGUUUCGCACGUGAGCUGUUUCUUCACUCUGUUGACGAUGAAUUCAUCUGCAGUAUAUGGUAGGAAUAUACAGAGGAUCAUACUUCAUAGUUUAUUUUCCAUUGCAUUUACACCAGUUUAGUUUAUUAGUUAAGGUGGUUUUUAACGUCGGUUUUGCCACUAGUUGCGCUGUGUCGAUUAAACACUCGUUCUUUGUGUCGUGUACUAGUCACGCAACGAUCCAUCCUCCUCAGAUAAUAAAAACUACACAAAGAUGGGGUAAUAUUGCGACAGCGACUGAGAAAAGCCCAAAUACAAUAGUAGAAUACCGACUGUGAAAUGCAAAUACUUGUAUUCUGGGUAGAAUGUAUUUGACUGUGAAAUAUAUCUUGAAGUACUUGAGAGGAUUCAAUUUAUUUGGUUAUUUUAACGCAUGUGCCUUAUAUUCAUUGUUCAGCCAUGGAGUUUUCAAGCAGCCCAUGACCUGCCAAGAUGGCCAUUCAUUUUGCAAAGACUGCAUUACACAAUGGCAGCAAGUCAACACCCAUUGCCCUGUGGACAGGUCUACUCUUGAUCGACCGUUGGUUAGAAAUCUAGCUGUGGAAGGUUCUAUUGGUCGAAAGCUGAUGAAAUGCCCAUCAACAGUCUCUCUUCCAGGAGGAUGCAGCUGGACAGGCUUAGCAUCUGCUGUAGAGCAACAUCUCCCUUCCUGCGAUAUGAAUGUUGUGGAAUGCAAAUUUAAAGUCAGGGGCUGUAUUUUUCGGGCAUAUCAGCGUGAGAUUGCUCAGCACCUCCUUGUUUGCCCGCAUAGGACAGUUAGUUGCCUGUCCUGUGCUCGAGACAUCCCACACAGUGAUCUGUCAGCCCAUGAUGAAGAGUGCAUUGGCAAACUUGUAUCUUGCCCAAAUGACUGUGGCGUUGAAGUUUCGAGGUACAUUUGCAUUGUUCAUUCAUUGUUUACGGAUAAGGUAACCCUGUAUAUCAUAAGUUAGGGGUGACGUGAAAUAGUUUGUGGUUGUUGGCCCCAGAAGAGAUUACAAAAAGUAGUAAUUAGUACCAGUGCCUGCUUGCUGCACAGGCUAGUACCCCUCCCUCUUUCUUAAUGUAUUGAAAGAAAUAUUUUUCAUGUCUGAUCAAGAACUAGAAUAUUCAUUACAAAUUUCUAGAAACAAUGUACUUUGUGUUGUGAUUCUCAACUAGGUGCAAGAUGUUGUCACACUUGGCAUUUUCAUGUAACAAGGAGGGCCGGCCAUGUCCAAUGUACACUGUAGGAUGCACAAAGGUUCACUCUUUAGCAAAGGCAGAUCCUGGAGAACAUGUUAAAUUGCUGCUAGCCGCUCGUCUAUCAGGAGCAUACGCUGUAAGUAAUUUUUUUUCUAUAGUGAAAUGUGAAGUUUAAUACUAAUUAGUCUUGAAGCAUCUUCUUUCUUCUAGAAUAUACUUACAAAUCUCAAGAAUUGCCAUACUAUAACUAUUUCUUAUUUUGAGAUGUUGUAUAAUCUUUUUUUAGAUGUUGUAUAAUCUUUGGGUGUGUGUAAUGUAGUUUGUUAUAUUUAUAUUUAUUUUCAUUAUAUUAUUGUUAAGAAAAGAGUUGUUGGAGUUUCCAUUCACUCAAAUUUUCUAGUUAUUUAGUCAUUCAUCUAUUUCAUUCUUUAAAGUUUAUUUUCCUUUUUUUCUAAUACAUGUUGUGCACCUUUUUUAUCUUUUUAGGCUUCUGAUGCAGGCUUAAAUGGUAUUUCCUUUGGUGGGUCAUGGAAAAUAGAAGGCGAUGUGGUAUUGCCCAUCUGUAGCCCAUUGUUUGAAGCUCAUGCUGCUGUGGUCAGAAUGGAAAUUUUAAAAGAGAGUGGUAUUUCCUUCAAGUUUCAGGUGGAAUCAAAGUUGCAGCUGCCCAGUUUUGCCAUUGAUUUAAGGUGGGCCAGUAGCCUUGAAAUCUUAUCGCUUUCUUUAAAAAGUGUUUACAUAGAGAUUUUUGCUUAUAUUAAUAGCCUCAAAGUUUGGAUGGACUGUAUUUCUUUCUUGCUUUGUUUUAAGUAUUUGUUUUAUAUUCCAGUAAUAUUAUAUUUCUUGUCAUUUUUCAACAACAGGUGCUGUUUCCGUUCUGGGACUGAGAAAGUAAAGUUUAAAACUCCUACACGUCUAAUGUGCCAAGACACAACUGCAUGCAUUCAAAUACAUAAUGUUUGCUCAGAAGAUGUUUUUGUCCAGCUGAUGAGAAGUAACAUUUUUUUCGUGGAUUUUCUGCUGACCCUGUCUGUUUGAUGCUCUGUCUCAUACGGAGUUUUCAAUUCUGAGAAGAUAGAAGGGAUAGGUGGCUUUUAGCUGACUCCUGAUUUUCACAUGUUGUGAAUUCAGUUGAGUUUUGCAGCUAAUGACCUUUCCCUAUUUCUCCAAAUAUAUAUGGUAGAUGCUGACUCCCGGUCUGUGCAAAUAAAUGAUGUUUGCCUCUUCAGUUGAGUAGUAAUUAUUGCAGCAUUCACCAUUGAACAAUUCUUCCUCAAGCGCGAAUUGGAUCUGGGUCGAUAGCCCAUGAGGCUGUUGACUCAGGGGCCAUGAGGGCGAGAGGAAUAAUAACAAUUGUUUUAGUAAAAUCCAACUAGUUUGCCAAAAAUAUCGGGACAAAACAACUUUAGCAAGAUAACGCUACACUUAAAUACUUUUUUGCUGCCAAAAAGCCGCCGCUUUUGGCUACUAGUGGGCUUUAACUUAUAGCCUAGUAGUAGCUCAACCAAUCAGAAUGCAGCAUUGAUAAUAGACUACUACUUGGAUUUUACUAAUUAUUAAUAGCCAGGUUACACCUUGUCAACUCUAGUUAGACUCUAUAGAAAGCUCUUGUGGCGUAAGUGUGUCACUGAGAUGUCCAUUUGAAAUCAUCUGCUAAAGGCAGAGAGACACAGAUUAAUCUUCUUUUUGUGGCUUUGGGGUGUGGGUGGUGGUGGU
Molecule: messenger RNA, 2922 nt
Organism: Porites evermanni
Lineage: Eukaryota; Metazoa; Cnidaria; Anthozoa; Scleractinia; Poritidae
Source: the annotation of a GenBank genome assembly